AAUGGCGUCAGCAAUGUCGCUACGGCCAUUAAUCAGUGAUCCCGAGAAGCACCGAAUUCAAGCUUUCUCGGAGGAAGAAGAAGAUUCUAGGCAAAUGGCUCAACAAUGGAUGUAGUCUUCCUGCUUGUGCGGGUUGUGAUAAAGGGGAGGGCUCAUGGUGUCUUCUACAGGAACUGGACUGUGGAGAAUGCUACACAACUGGAGUUGAAGGGUUGGAUCAGGAACAGAAGGGAUGGUAGUGUGGAAGCUCUUUUCUCUGGGGAGCCCUGAUGCAGCAGUACAGGAGACGGAACAGAGAUACAGCCGUGGUCCACCUGAUGCCAUGGUUAUUGGCCUUGAAGUUUUCCCUUCCAAUGAUGAUCCUGGCACCGGAUUGAGCGGAAACCAACAGUCUGAAAACCCCACACCCAAAGAGAUUAUUGUCUGCUUUCUAUCACAAUGAUGGACUAUAUACAACAGGCCCUCCCCAAGCCCUUCCCACCUUUCUCAAGAUUUAAAAUUGAUCUGUGAAGAUUUAAACUUCUAACCACUCGGACACUCAUAGGGGACAACCUGGAUGGCUUUUUGAGCAUGAGAUAUGACAAUUCCUUUUCAAGUUAAAUGGGUUCUGUUUGAUUUUUUGCCUUUUAGUCUUAGUAGUCGCUGAGUGCGAACUAACAACCGGAAAUGGAAAAUGACUUGAUAUAUGUUUGUUACCUUUCAGCCUACCUAACUGAAAGUUAGUUCAUCACAUGGCAUUAUCAUUUGACAUGCAGUCACAUGGAUUUGUUGCUCAUGAUCUCUCAUUUGCAAAUGAGAUUCCUCACAGGACAGUUUCCUCACAGGACAGUUUCCUCUAAUGUACAAAGACAUGCAUUUGGCUUUCUUUCUUCUUGUUCAAUUGACCCUUGAGUGAUAGGGAUGCAAGUGCGAUGAUCAUUUAUUGUUUUAGAUUGUAUUAAAAGGUUUUAGCUUUUUAGUCUUGUGACUUGUGGAACAGAAAAAGAGAAAUGGAAAAAUUUGCAAGUGGUAUAUGUAGCCUGUAGAGUCAGCCUCAAGUAUCCUGCAUUGCUUAUUAUCGCCAGAGCUGUAGCCUUGC
Rubroshorea leprosula is the source of this 1078-nucleotide messenger RNA. The record is from the annotation of a GenBank genome assembly. Lineage: Eukaryota; Viridiplantae; Streptophyta; Magnoliopsida; Malvales; Dipterocarpaceae.